AUGAUGGCUUCUAGAAGACUAAUUAAAACCUCUGAAAUGAGACUGGGUUACUUUCAGCGUGGCAGUGGAGGUCUUGGAGACCAGGGCCUCUUUCUUGGAACGGGUUCAGGAGCAGUGUGCUGGGUGAAUGCUGAGGAGUUAGGUCCCACAAUUGAAAUUUUCCACGAGCAUUCUGACGGCAUUAAUCGACUGGAGCAUUCACGAGAUGGCCGUCGUCUCCUCAUGUGCUCGCAAUGGGGUGAACCUUCCCUUUGCUUGGCUCGUUUCGCCCUGCGUGGCAACUCUGAGGGCGGCAAUACAACAUCUGCAACUACUCCAUUCAUUUCUACCAUGGAUGAACCAAUAAUUCCUAGAAGUGGUUGCAAACACGCGGAGUUCAGUCGUACUGGUCUGCAAGACAUGAUUGUCGCAACCUAUGGAAAGGUUGCAAAGAUAUUUGACGUGGCAACAGGUCAGUGUAUUACUGAACUCUUUUCUUCGGCGAAGCAGAGCGAAUACGACGCCAACAAGGCCACCUUCUCGAUGGACGAUCAUCUCGUGCUUAACGAUGGUGUUGUUUGGGACGUGCGGAGUCGGGUCACCCCGACGUCCCCUGUGCACAAAAUUGACAAAUUUCAGGAUGUUAUUUCGGGAGUAUUUCAUCCCAAUGGUUUGGAGAUUAUUGUCUCCUCGGCAGUCUGGGAUAUGCGAACAUGGCGACUCCUCAGGACUGUUCAAGCACUAGAUAAGUUCGAGUCAACCUUCUCAGAAAAAGGAGACAUUAUAUACGCUGCAUGUCUCGACCGCAGUUCAAAUUCCACCAUAGAGGAUUAUCAGGAAAGUUCAAUACAGACGAUAUUCCGCACCAUGGAUGCAUUGGACUACAGUCUCAUUGCCUCAAUAGACGUGAAGCAUCCUAUCGUCCAAUUAGCCGUCGAUACAAGGGACAUGCGUUUGGCCGUUGUGGAGAAUUUCCAUGACAACAGUGACAACCUUGGCCAAUGCCGAGUCUACUCCAUUGGACAAAAGAAGUCGGCACGAGAGAUGGAGAACGAUGAGGAUGAUAACGAUUCAAGCUCCAGUCACCAUGACGACGACGAGAUGGAUGACAUGAUUUUCAGGCGGUCGUCUUAUUCGCAAUCAUCUGACGAAGAUAAUGUUGAGGAAGAUUCGACAAGUUCUGAAAGUGGUGAAAGCUCAAGUGGUUCGGACUCCUCGUGGGUAACCGAAGAAGAAAUGGAAUUAUCCACUAUACCCGAAGAGAACGGAAGUCCUGAAGACAGCAGUUCAUGA
Molecule: messenger RNA, 1272 nt
Organism: Rodentolepis nana
Lineage: Eukaryota; Metazoa; Platyhelminthes; Cestoda; Cyclophyllidea; Hymenolepididae
Source: the annotation of a GenBank genome assembly